AUGUCCACUGUUAAGACACUCGGGGAGAGUAACGUCCCCAAGCUCGCCCAGGCAUCCAGUGCGGAAACGGUAUCCCAGCUAUGGUUCAAGACCAAACCUAUCAGUCGAAAGUUCUGUUACAGGGCGGUUCAACUUCAGCUGGAGACCAUUUCUUCCGACCAAGGCCACGACGAGUCCCACGGGAAUGUAUCUUGGAGUUGGUUCGAACUCGUCGUCUUCAAGGAUGGCCAAUCCGAGGAGCCUGUCAUAAAGAACGGGCAGCCGCUCGUCUGGAAGAGCCACAACAAUCGAACGGACCCUCUGGACACCAGGGCGGCCGAUUCUCUGCACUUUGGUAUUAUCUUUGAUCGAAGGCACGACCUUUUUGACUUGAUUGAAAUCGGGAAUGUCAUUGGAAUUCGCGUUUGUGCCAAGCACCCUGGAUGGAUCAACGAUGCUCAAUAUGGGCGCUUGCGGGCGAAAUACGUCCACUACGAUCUCUUUUCGCCGAUGGCCUGGCAUGUGGGAGAGGGUCUGGAAGCGAGCACCAAUGAGGCCGUUACUGACGGCGUCUACACCCUCACUCCGCCUACCGAGUGCCACCUAAUCUCCAAGACCGACGAGCAAACGGACGCUAUCUGGUUCACCACCCCAAUUCUGGACGAGAAUACGAUACCCAAGUUCCAAGAUAUUCAACUCUUUACCACCGCGCGACACCAAGGUGUGCUCCCAGAGGGGGCUACCGGUAUCUGGAGCUGGUUCGAUAUCGUGAUCCUCGAUACCCCCGAAUCGACACAACCCAAGGUGAAAGAUGGCCGUGUUCUGGUCUGGCUGAGCCAUGAAGUCCCUGCUGGCCAGCUUGGUGAUGUCGAACAAGACGGGAAACUAUUCGGCCCUGACCAUGAGAUCUUCACCCACCUUCAGCCCGGUAAUGUUAUCGCGGUUCGCCCAAGCACUCGGUUUGCAGGUUGGGAGUUACAUGCUCAAUCGGCAAGGCUGGUCGUGCGUUUGUCGAACAAGGGUCGCACCGGGGGUGUGCCCAGGUCUCAGGUUGACUGGGCCAAAGUCAUCAAGCGCAAUAAAGAUCUGCAAGCGGCGCUGGAACAAUACUUGACUAAAGCUACCUCCCAUAAGGAUCCUGCUGCAGUGUCGGUGGAAACGACCUUGCUCACUCAGGAGCUUCGUGCCGAUCGUGAUGAUAACUAUGGUGAAGGAGAGCGGCCACUACGCCUUCUUUCGCUCGAUGGCGGUGGAGUAAGAGGUAUUUCGGCACUUCAUAUUCUGAAAGAUAUCAUGGGCAAGGUCACUGGUGACAAGAACGCAAAGCCCUGCGAUUACUUCGACAUGAUGGCCGGAACUAGCACAGGAGGCUUGAUUGCUAUUAUGCUGGGUCGAUUGCGGAUGUCCAUCGACGAGUGUAUCGACGCCUAUGAAGACCUGGCGAGUGAAAUCUUUGGUGCUGGGCCAAUUUCCAAGGUCGUCAAUGGGGCGACCACUGGUGCUCGAUAUUCAGGCGACACUCUAGCCAAUGCUGUCAAGAAGGUCAUUGGCAAGCAUGCAGAGGGAAACAAUCCCGACGCGCCAAUGCUCGAUCCGGAGGAUGGAUGCAAAGUGUUUGUUCUGGCUUGCCGAGCAGACGAUCUCAGCAACAGCGUUGCCACUCAUCUCCGGACGUACACCAACAAGGAAGUCGAAAAGUCAUUCAACGAAUACAAGAUCUGGGAAGCCGCUCGGGCUACAUCUGCUGCACCAACUUAUUUCACCCGCAUCAAAUUGGGCGACCAUGAAUACAUUGAUGGCGGCGUAGGAUUCAACAACCCCGUGCUCUUGUUGAUGGGAGAAGCGCGUCUCUACUUUGGUUUUGCCCGUCCGAUUGGUUGUUUAGUCACCAUUGGAACCGGAAUGAACCCCAACGUCGUCCUCCCGGAUGUAAGCAACAAUCCCGUGGGCAAUAUCAUCACCACGGCUGGAACUAUCAAGAGCAUGUGGGAGCUUGUCACCACAAGCGAACACGCCAAUAUCAUGGCCCGCAACCUCCUCGAUUCCAACCUAUACUUCCGGUUCAACGUGGGCAAGAAACUCGUUGACCAAACUUGGAUAAAACAGGUCUCCCCGACAUUCUGGGAGAGAAUCUUUGGGAAGGAAGAAGAAGCCCAGAAGUACACAGAGGAAAACUGGGCCAGCUUGGAUAUCGCGUUGGAUGACUACAAGCAGAUGGCUGCGCUGGUCAAACUGACGUUGGAGUUUAUGACGAUUCCGGCGGAGAAUGACAGAGCGAAGAGAGCGGCUGAUAAGCUUCCGCCUAAGAAGGUUCCAAAGAAGAAAGCGUAG
This is a messenger RNA of Coprinopsis cinerea okayama7#130, 2310 nucleotides long. RefSeq names its product phospholipase. Gene Ontology annotation, cellular component: membrane. The transcript is spliced from 9 exons. The coding region runs from base 1 to 2310 and encodes 769 amino acids. Lineage: Eukaryota; Fungi; Basidiomycota; Agaricomycetes; Agaricales; Psathyrellaceae. Gene Ontology annotation, biological process: arachidonate metabolic process. The record is from RefSeq and is a predicted model, not a curated record.